Vicia faba (fava bean) is the source of this 4695-nucleotide messenger RNA. The record is from the annotation of a GenBank genome assembly. NCBI's taxonomy places the organism in Eukaryota, Viridiplantae, Streptophyta, Magnoliopsida, Fabales, Fabaceae.
AUGACUGCUAGGGGCAGGGACCCCAUAAGGGGUCGGUUUCGGCCGGAAAUGGCCAUGGCAUUGGCCAUUGUUCUGAUUUCUACUACUGUGGUUUCCGUUUCUGCUGAUGGUUACCCAUACAGUUCUCCUCCACCACCAACUUAUGAGUAUAAGUCACCUCCACCGCCAACUCCUUCACCACCACCUCCUUAUGAGUACAAGUCACCCCCUCCACCACCCAUUGAACAUAAGGCUCCACCAUAUGAGUACAAAUCACCACCUCCACCACCCAUUGAACAUAAGGCUCCACCAUACGAGUACAAGUCACCACCACCACCAUCACCUUCACCACCACCUCCUUAUGAGUAUAAGUCACCCCCUCCACCACCCAUUGAACAUAAGGCUCCACCAUACGAGUACAAGUCACCACCACCACCAUCACCUUCACCACCACCUCCUUAUGAGUAUAAGUCACCCCCUCCACCACCCAUUGAACAUAAGGCUCCACCAUACGAGUACAAGUCACCACCACCACCAUCACCUUCACCACCACCUCCUUAUGAGUAUAAGUCACCCCCUCCACCACCCAUUGAACAUAAGGCUCCACCAUAUGAGUACAAGUCACCUCCACCACCAUCUCCCUCACCCCCACCCCCAUAUGAGUACAAGUCUCCUCCACCACCUACUCCAUCACCUCCACCUCCUUACUACUAUAAAUCUCCACCACCACCCUCUCCCUCACCUCCACCACCUUACUACUACAAAUCUCCUCCACCACCCUCUCCUUCCCCACCUCCACCUUACUAUUACAAGUCUCCCCCACCACCAUCACCAGUUUACAAAUACAACUCACCACCUCCACCAUCACCAACUUAUGUCUACAAGUCUCCCCCACCACCAUCACCAGUUUACAAAUACAACUCACCGCCUCCACCAUCACCAACUUAUGUGUACAAGUCUCCUCCUCCUCCAACACCAGUUUACAAGUAUAAUUCACCACCUCCACCAUCACCAACAUACGUGUACAAGUCUCCUCCUCCUCCAACACCAGUAUACAAACCUCCAUACUACUACAAUUCACCUCCUCCUCCAACACCAGUUUACAAGUACAAAUCACCACCUCCUCCAUCACCAACUUAUGUGUACAAGUCUCCUCCACCACCAACACCAGUAUACAAGCCCCCGUACUACUACAAUUCACCUCCUCCACCAACACCAAUUUACAAGUACAAUUCACCACCUCCACCAUCACCAACUUACGUGUACAAGUCUCCUCCUCCUCCAGCACCAGUUUACAAGUAUAACUCACCACCUCCUCCAUCACCCGUUUACAAGUAUAACUCACCACCUCCUCCAUCACCAGUUUACGUCUACAAGUCACCACCCCCACCAACACCUGUAUACAAACCCCCAUACUACUACAACUCACCUCCUCCUCCAACAACAGUGUACAAGUACAACUCACCACCUCCGCCGUCACCAACUUACGUAUACAAGUCACCACCCCCACCAUCACCUGUAUACAAACCCCCAUACUACUACAACUCACCUCCUCCUCCAACACCAGUGUACAAGUACAAUUCACCUCCUCCUCCAACACCAGUGUACAAGUAUAAUUCACCUCCUCCUCCAACUUACUACUACAAUUCGCCACCACCUCCGGUAAAAUCUCCACCUCCACCAACACCAUACUACUAUCAAUCUCCACCACCACCCAAGUACACUCCACCUCCGUACUACUAUAACUCUCCUCCUCCACCUGUUGUGUAUCCCCCACAUCCAUAUCACCACUCAUUGAUUGUAAAGGUAGUGGGUAAAGUCUACAGCUACAAGUGCUAUAACUGGGAGUAUCCUGAAAAGUCUCAUGACAAGAAACACCUCAAAGGUGCUGUUGUUGAGGUCAAAUGUAAAGCUGGAAGGAACAUAAUCAAGGCGUACGGUAAAACUAAAAACAACGGAAAGUAUGCCAUCACAAUCCCAAACUUUAACUAUGUGAAAUAUGGUCCCACAGUGUGCAAAGCCAAACUACAUGCUCCACCUAAAGGCUCUCCAUUCAACAUCCCAACUAAGCUCAAUGAGGGAACUGACUUGUGGGUAAAAUCUAAAGACAAGUAUGAAGUUGUGCUCAAGGCUAAGCCAUUCGCCUAUGCUUCUAAGAAACAUUAUGAAGAAUGUGAAAAGCCUAAGCCUUCACCAACUCCUUACUACUACAAGUCACCUCCUCCUCCUACACCAACUUACAUAUAUAAGUCACCACCCCCACCAUCACCAACUUAUGUGUACAAGUCACCACCCCCUCCAUCACCUAUAAACAAACCCCCAUACUACUACAACUCGCCUCCUCCUCCAACACCAGUUUACAAGUACAAUUCACCACCUCCACCAUCACCAACUCCUUACUACUACAAGUCACCUCCUCCUCCUACACCAACUUACAUAUACAAGUCACCACCCCCACCAUCACCAACUUAUGUGUACAAGUCACCACCCCCACCAUCACCUGUAUACAAACCCCCAUACUACUACAACUCACCUCCUCCUCCAACACCAUCACCACCUCCGCCAUCACCAACUUACUUGUACAAGUCACCACCUCCACCAUCACCAACUUACGUGUACAAGUCACCACCCCCACCAUCACCUGUAUACAAGUACAACUCUCCUCCUCCUCCUACACCAGUUUACAAGUACAACUCACCUCCUCCUCCAACACCGGUUUACAAGUACAACUCCCCUCCUCCUCCAACACCAGUUUACAAGUACAACUCACCACCUCCACCGUCACCUACUUACGUCUACAAAUCACCACCACCACCAUCACCAGUAUACAAACCCCCGUACUACUACAACUCACCUCCUCCUCCAACACCAGUGUACAAGUACAAUUCACCACCUCCACCAUCACCAACUUAUGUGUACAAGUCACCACCCCCACCAUCACCGGUAUAUAAACCCCCAUACUACUACAACUCACCACCUCCCCCAACACCAGUUUACAAAUACAACUCACCUCCUCCACCGUCACCAACAUAUGUGUACAAGUCACCACCCCCACCAUCACCUGUGUACAAACCCCCAUACUACUACAACUCACCUCCUCCUCCAACCGCAGUUUACAAGUACAAUUCACCACCCCCACCGUCACCAACAUACGUGUACAAGUCACCACCUCCACCAACACCUGUGUACAAACCCCCAUACUACUACAACUCACCUCCUCCACCAACGCCUGUUUAUAAGUACAAUUCACCACCUCCACCGUCUCCAACUUAUGUGUACAAGUCACCACCCCCACCAUCACCUGUAUACAAACCCCCAUACUACUAUAACUCGCCUCCUCCUCCAACACCAAUUUACAAGUACAAUUCGCCUCCGCCUCCAACACCGGUUUAUAAGUACAAUUCACCUCCUCCGCCAUCACCAACUUAUGUGUACAAGUCACCACCCCCACCAUCACCUGUAUACAAACCCCCAUACUACUACAAUUCACCUCCUCCACCAUCACCAACUUACAAGUACAAUUCUCCACCACCACCAUCACCAACUUAUGUGUACAAGUCACCACCUCCGCCAUCACCAACUUACGUGUACAAGUCACCACCCCCACCAUCACCUGUAUACAAGUACAACUCUCCUCCUCCUCCAACACCAAUUUACAAGUACAACUCACCUCCUCCUCCAACACCGGUUUACAAGUACAACUCCCCUCCUCCUCCAACCCCAGUUUACAAAUACAACUCCCCUCCUCCUCCAACACCGGUUUACAAGUACAACUCCCCUCCUCCUCCAACACCGGUUUACAAGUACAACUCCCCUCCUCCUCCAACACCGGUUUACAAAUACAAUUCCCCUCCUCCUCCAACACCGGUUUACAAGUACAACUCCCCUCCUCCUCCAACACCGGUUUACAAAUACAACUCUCCUCCUCCUCCAACACCGGUUUACAAGUACAACUCACCUCCUCCUCCAACACCGGUUUAUAAAUACAACUCCCCUCCUCCUCCAACACCGGUUUACAAAUACAACUCUCCUCCUCCUCCAACACCGGUUUACAAGUACAACUCACCUCCUCCUCCAACACCGGUUUAUAAAUACAACUCCCCUCCUCCUCCAACACCAGUUUACAAGUACAACUCACCACCUCCUCCAACACCGGUUUACGAGUACAAAUCACCACCUCCACCGUCACCAACUUACGAGUACAAGUCACCACCUCCACCGUCACCAACUUACGAGUACAAGUCACCACCUCCACCAUCACCAACUUACGAGUACAAAUCUCCUCCUCCUCCAACACCAGUUUACAAGUACAAAUCCCCACCUCCACCUUCACCUACAUAUGUGUACAAGUCUCCUCCCCCUCCAACACCAUCCCCACCUCCACCUUACUAUUACCAAUCCCCACCACCACCAUCCCCUUCUCCACCACCUCCUUAUUACUAUCAAAGUCCUCCUCCACCAUCUCCCACUCCUCAUACUCCGUACUACUACAAAUCCCCUCCACCACCAACGUCAUCUCCUCCACCUCCUUACCACUAUGUGAGUCCUCCUCCACCAACAUCAUCUCCUCCCCCACCAUACCACUACACAUCACCACCUCCUCCCUCCCCGUCUCCUGCUCCCACAUACAUUUACAAAUCACCUCCCCCACCUGUGAAAUCGCCUCCCCCGCCAGCUUACAUUUAUGCAUCCCCACCACCACCUAUCUACAAGUAA